AUGGCGAUAUAUACAUCUGACCGACCGCACGUACGCUUAUGUGAUGUGCAGGGCGAGGUGGUGGGGGAGGCGCGGAGCGUGCAGUGCGACUGCUGCGGGAUCGCGGAGGAGUGCACGCCCACCUACAUCGGCCGCGUCCGGGCGCACUUCCACGGCAAGUGGGUGUGCGGGCUGUGCGCCGAGGCCGUCAAGGAGCGCCAGCAGCGGGACCCCGACCUCGCCGUGGCCGCCGCCGUCGACGCCACGGCCGCGCUCUGCCAGCGCUUCAACUCCACCGUCCGCCUCAACCCCAAGCUGUCCCUCGCCAGCUCCAUGCGCGACAUCGCCCGCAAGAGCUGCCAGCACCGCGGCGCCACCGGAUCGGGCACCUGCACCGCCGGCGCCGGGAUCAAUUCCUCCGACGCAGCCUGCUGCGGCGCCGGCCGCGCCACCAGCUGCGCCCUGCGCUACGUCUGACGUUCAACAAACCAGGCCACGACUACAGAUCGAUCACAUGCAUGCAUGCAUGCAUGCGUUCGCUCGCCUGGGGUGUUAGUUGACCUUGCAUGUCUUUGUGAUGAUACUAUUAACGUGAAUUACUCAUUAUGUCAUUAUUAUAUGUUAUAUUAUCCAUGCACCGUAUGCACAUGUGCGUGCUGGCAGUGAGAUGUAACCCUAACUCUUUUUUUGAGUUGGCUGUGAGAUGUAACUGAAUGUACGUGUGUGGCCGGGUCUACCGGAUACAAAUAACAAUAUUUGACGUUGGAGAAACUA
Messenger RNA from Triticum aestivum (bread wheat), 753 nucleotides. RefSeq lists its product as uncharacterized. The transcript has a single exon. NCBI's taxonomy places the organism in Eukaryota, Viridiplantae, Streptophyta, Magnoliopsida, Poales, Poaceae. The coding region runs from base 1 to 456 and encodes 151 amino acids. The record is from RefSeq and is a predicted model, not a curated record.